Messenger RNA from Tarenaya hassleriana, 1223 nucleotides. Its product is annotated as tobamovirus multiplication protein 2A-like. The record is from RefSeq and is a predicted model, not a curated record. Gene Ontology annotation, cellular component: membrane. The transcript is spliced from 7 exons. The coding region runs from base 195 to 1037 and encodes 280 amino acids. Lineage: Eukaryota; Viridiplantae; Streptophyta; Magnoliopsida; Brassicales; Cleomaceae.
CCUACUCUUCCAUUUCUUUCUUUUUCUCUCGUCAAUUCCGUGCUUCAAUUUCGCAAUUUAAGAAACCGAUCCCCGAUCUGAUCUCUCCCUCGGCGAUUUCUCUGAAAAUUUUCUCGGACUUUGGAUCAAUCCCGGGGUUGAUGAAUUUAGGGCAAAACGAAGCGAAAUCGCCAAUCCGUUGAGUGGUAAACAAAAUGGCUUGUAGAGGUUGCUUGGAGUGUUUGCUGAAGUUACUCAACUUCUUGCUGGCUCUUGUGGGGCUUGGCAUGGUCGGGUAUGGCAUCUACUUGUUCGUGGAGUACCAGAGAGCAACGGACAAUUCUCAUAUGGUGGCUCAGACUAGCGGUGAUGGUUAUAUCUCACUCGGUCGUCCCAUGCUCAUGGCUGUCUCUUUAUCAAAUGAUAUUUUCGACAAGCUGCCUAAACCUUGGUUCAUAUACUUGUUCAUUGGUAUUGGAGUGAUUCUGUUUGUUGUCUCGUGUUGUGGAUGUCUGGGGGUUUGCACAAGGAAUGUCUGCUGCUUGUCUUGCUAUUCUGCACUUGUGAUCCUGUUGGUCGUAGUGGAGCUUGGAUGCGCAGCAUUUAUAUUCUUUGACAAGAGCUGGAAAGAGGAAAUCCCAGCUGACAAAACUGGAAACUUCGACAUGAUCUAUAUGUUCCUGCAAGAUAACUGGAAGAUUGUCAAGUGGGUUGCUCUUGGAGCAGUUGUCUUGGAGGCUUUGCUGUUCUUGCUGGCCCUUAUGGUUAGAGCGGCUAAUGCACCACCAGACUAUGACAGCGAUGACGAUAUCAUUGUGCCAAGGCAACAGAUCAGGCAGCCAUUCCUCAACCGCCAACCCGUUACUGCAACUGGUGUCCCAGUUACUACUGCCAUUCCUCAACCGCCAAGCCGGGAUGAUGCUUGGAGUACACGCAUGAGGGAAAAGUAUGGUCUGGACACAUCAGAGUUCACAUACAACCCAUCAGAGGCUAAUAGGUUCCAGCAAAUGCCUUCCCAGCAAAACGAUGAACGGGGCAGCCGUUGUACCAUCAUGUGAUGUGAGUUUCAUCUUCAAACACUUCAGAUUUUGUAAUGUCGUCGAUGGGGUAAAGAAGUAACUUUCUGUGAGGGUUCUGUUUCAAAGGAUGGGUGAUGAAUCUCAAUCUCUCGUGUGACAAGUCAGUCUUGUAAGGAUUACUGGCAUGGAUAUUAUAUUACCAUGGUCAAUCUUUGGUUCUCAUUU